GCCUCCCGUGUCCCGUCGCGUCUGGUUUUUUUUUGAAUUUUUUUUGGGUCGCCGGGGGGCGUUCGGGGGCGUCGGUUCCCGCGCGAUCGGCCGCCGCGGGAGGCGUCCAUUCGCGGGAAAUCGUGAUCCGGCGAGGCGCGCGCGCGCCGAUUCGGCCGCGCGCCGGCGGGGUCGGGGCCGUCGAGGCGCGGUCGCGGGGCGCGCGGGCGGUGGGAUUUGGGUGGGAGUUUGGGUUCCGGGCGUCGGGAUUCGGGGUUGGGUGCAGGGUGGUGGCGAUUUGGUGCCCGAUUGGCGGUAAUCUGGUGUGCAAAGGCGAGAUUUUUUUUUGGCGCCCCGUCGGUUUCCAAUCGACGUGGUGCAUCCGGUGAUGGGGGUGGGAUGCUUCCCUCCCUCUUCUUUUUUGGUGCCGAUUGGCGCAUUCGAUUCCUCGACAAAGGGUGUGGUGGUGGGGGGAGCUGGCCGUCACUUGAUGGCGAUGAGGAUCCAGCUCGGCUGAUUCUCCCGUGCUUUUACCUUGGCCUCUGUCCCCGACCGUGCCCCAUCUUAGUUUGAUUUUUUCGUUCUGGGAUAUUGUUAGAUGAGUAGAUGGAGAGAUUGGAAGGAGCUCGGAGGGCUGGGACGCUGACCUGAGUUUUAUGGGGAGAGGAUGCCAGAACUGCGAAGCAGUACUCGUCAAGCACGCCUGAGGUCUAAGAAGCCCGAAGACCCGCAACCAGGAGAGCAGCCUGUGAAACCGGCGUCGCCUGCUCCGCAGAGAGCAGGAAAGCGUGCUCCUACUCGUGCUGCCAGGGGCAGAAAGGUUGCUGCUGGGAGAAGAGCGCCUCCGGCACCAAAGCCUAAAAGAAACGGGGUUGAGAUUGUCGACUUAGAAGCUGAUCCUGCUUGCGAAGACCCCCUGAAAGCCGUAGCUGGGCUGGAAGUUGCUGGUGCAGCCAAGAACCUUGCUUUGAACAAGGUAGCUGAGGUUGGUAUUAAUAAAGGUCUGAAAAUGGAAGGUGAAAGUGGGGAGAAGAUUGUUGGGGCUGAAGAUGAAUUGACAGCUACACCUGUCCCAGAGAGGGUUCAAGUAGGUAACUCUCCAGAGUAUGUAACUGAGAGGAAAUUAGGUAAAGGUGGUUUUGGUCAAGUCUAUGUUGGCCGAAGGGUAUCUGGUGGAACUGCUCGCACUGGCCCUGAUGCCUAUGAGGUUGCAUUGAAAUUUGAGCAUCGUAACAGUAAAGGAUGCAAUUAUGGCCCACCAUAUGAGUGGCAAGUUUAUAGCGCUCUCAAUAGUUGUUAUGGCAUACCAUCGGUCCACUACAAGGGUCGUCAGGGUGACUACUAUAUUCUCGUAAUGGAUAUGCUUGGUCCCAGCCUUUGGGACGUGUGGAACUCAAUGGGGCAGGCGAUGUCUGCGAAUAUGGCUGCCUGCAUUGCCGUAGAGAGCAUAUCAAUUCUUGAGAAGCUCCAUUCUAAAGGGUUUGUGCAUGGUGAUGUGAAACCAGAGAAUUUUCUGCUUGGUCAGGCUGGAUCGCCUGAUGAUAAGAAGCUUUACCUUAUUGAUCUUGGUUUAGCAUCGAAGUGGAGGGAGGCAAAUGGGAAUCAUGUUGAUUAUGAUCAAAGGCCUGAUAUCUUUAGGGGAACAGUUAGAUAUGCGAGUGUCCAUGCCCAUUUGGGGCGCACCGGUAGUAGGAGAGACGAUUUGGAGUCACUGGCGUACACCCUUAUUUUCCUAAUAAGAGGAAGAUUGCCUUGGCAAGGUUAUCAGGGAGAUACCAAGAGUUUUCUUGUUUGCAAGAAGAAAAUGGCUACUUCUCCAGAGAUGCUUUGCUGUUUCUGUCCAGCUCCAUUCAAACAGUUUCUUGAGAUUGUCACAAACAUGAAAUUUGAUGAAGAGCCAAAUUAUGCCAAGCUUAUUUCACUUUUUGAUGGUUUGAUUGAAUCACCUGCCUCGAGACCAAUCAGAAUUGAUGGGGCCCUCAAGGUUGGUCAGAAACGCGGAAGAUUGCUUGUAAAUCUGGAAGAAGAUGAGCAACCUAAAAAGAAGGUUAGAUUAGGGAGCCCAGCAGCUCAAUGGAUUUCGGUUUAUAAUGCCAGGCGACCCAUGAAGCAGAGGUACCAUUAUAACGUGGCUGACUCAAGGUUAAGUCAACAUAUAGAAAAGGGCAAUGAGGAUGGGCUGUACAUUAGUUGUGUGGCUUCCUCAGCAAACCUUUGGGCCCUCAUUAUGGAUGCAGGAACUGGUUUCUGUUCUCAAAUUUAUGAGCUCUCACCAGUUUUUCUGCACAAGGACUGGAUAAUGGAGCAGUGGGAGAAAAGUUAUUACAUAACAGCAAUUGCUGGAUCAACCAAUGGAAGCUCAUUAGUUGUCAUGUCCAAAGGAACUCCUUACACUCAGCAAUCAUACAAGGUUAGUGAGUCAUUCCCUUACAAGUGGAUCAAUAAAAAGUGGAAAGAAGGUUUUCAUGUAACAUCUAUGGCCACCGCUGGAAAUCGCUGGGGCGUGGUCAUGUCAAGGAACUCAGGGUAUUCUAAUCAGGUUGUAGAAUUGGAUUUCCUGUACCCAAGCGAAGGCAUCCAUCGGCGAUGGGAGACAGGUUACAGGAUAACUUCGACAGCGGCCACCAAUGACCAAGCUGCUUUCAUCUUGAGCAUGCCAAAGCGGAAGCCGAUGGAUGAGACACAGGAAACCCUUCGGACCUCUGCCUUCCCCAGUGGCCAUGUGAAGGAGAAAUGGGCGAAGAAUCUCUACAUAGCUUCGAUCUGCUACGGACGGACUGUGUGCUGACCGCGCAUGCUGAAGUUGAAGCGAGGGUCAUUUGUUCGGUAUGGUGGCAUGAGCUCCAGGAGAUGUGAGAUGUUCGUGGAACCCCAAUCCCCAUGGUAGAAUUAGUAGAUCUGAAGACGCGGUAUGGUAUCCUACCGCAGUUGUAAAGAAAUGCUGUACCCGAUGCCGGCCGUGAGACCUUUCCUCGCAUGAAGCUAACCUUUCGGCAUGAAAUUCGCUGCUUUUGCCA
This is a messenger RNA of Panicum hallii, 2996 nucleotides long. Its product is annotated as casein kinase 1-like protein HD16. Bases 647 to 2767 code for a protein of 706 amino acids. The transcript is spliced from 17 exons. Gene Ontology annotation, molecular function: ATP binding; protein serine/threonine kinase activity. Gene Ontology annotation, cellular component: nucleus; cytoplasm. Gene Ontology annotation, biological process: peptidyl-serine phosphorylation; endocytosis; signal transduction. The record is from RefSeq and is a predicted model, not a curated record. NCBI's taxonomy places the organism in Eukaryota, Viridiplantae, Streptophyta, Magnoliopsida, Poales, Poaceae.